Messenger RNA from Rhizoctonia solani, 945 nucleotides. RefSeq names its product methyltransferase domain protein. The coding region runs from base 1 to 945 and encodes 314 amino acids. The record is from RefSeq and is a predicted model, not a curated record. The transcript has 5 exons. NCBI's taxonomy places the organism in Eukaryota, Fungi, Basidiomycota, Agaricomycetes, Cantharellales, Ceratobasidiaceae.
AUGGAGGAAAGCGAGAGCACUCUAAUUUACUUCGUGGAAGACAACCAAGACGAUGACUCAGAUAUGGCGAGCAUUUGCACCAUGACGUCUGAACUUACCGAACAUACGAUGAGCACACUUACAUCUGAUUUAACAACGAACUAUUUCCGAGAGGUCAAUGGAAGAAUGUUUCCUAUUGACCGGAAUGUUCCAUUCAUUCUUCCGGCAGAUGCUAGAGAGUGUCAGCGUCUGGAGGCUCAGCACACGGCCCUGAAACUCCUCCUCGGAGCUAAUUAUUUUGGUCCCGUAAAAGAAGUGCUAUCCCGAGCCCCUAAUCAACCUCGUAAGCGCGUAUUAGAUCUAUUCACAGGGGAAGGUACUUGGGUUCGUGAGAUGGCUGCAGAAUUCCCUCACGUAGACUUUAUCAGUGUCGAUACUGUCCCGUUCGUCCCUCACAUUCGGUGCGCCAAUAUACUAAGCUACGAAGUAUAUGACCUGUACAAUGGGAUCGCGGAAGAAGACGAAACCUUCGAUAUUGUGCAUCUGAGAUAUGCAAUGCUCAAGAGCAUCGCUUGCUCCCCCCGUGUGGCACAGAUAAAAGACCUCGCCGAGCUCGUACUGGAAAUACACCGUGUGCUCCGCCCAGGCGGCCUCUUCCUCUAUUGCGAGUUUGAAAACGAAGAGUAUGACGCCUCCGUUGAAAACCAUGAUGCCUCCCGUACUGCGCCAUGUUUAGUUCGGGCAAUGCGCAUCUCCCGAGAAGAGCUUGACCGCCAGGGGGUAUAUGCGUAUGCUUACAAAGACGUUCCUGCCUUAUUGAAUCCCACAUGCGCUCUUUGGAGAAACGAAGAAGAGCCGAGAGGCUUCACGAAUAUCACAACGGAGGCGAAGAUGUGUCCUGUAGUCUGUCUGCUGCGAUCUGUGGAGGAACCUGCGGUCAAUGUUCCUUACCUAUGGGAUGAAUGA